CAAUUUUCAAUAAAAUGUUCAACAUUUUCGGAAUUUGGAUGGACGAUAAAUGUAUAGCUAACUCGAUGGUUUUGACAAUGAUCUACGGGGUGUCCGUAAUUGUACUUUUUAUAAUUACACCUCAAUUUUGUCAUUUUAUUUACAUGUAUAAAGCAAGAGAUAAUGUAAUCGCUUUCGCUGACGAAUUUUAUGUGUCGAUGUCAUCGUUGAUGAUUGUUUGCAAAGAUUUUUGCUUAAUAAAACACAAAAAGAAGAUUAAGAGGUUGAUGAAAUCUAUGGAUUCGGAGAUUUUUCGUCCUGAAAGUCCAGAGCAAUAUAAAAGGAUAUUUGAAGUAGUUAUGGGUAAAUACAAAAAACUCUUCUGGUUAAUAUCAUUCGUCAACGUGAGUUUCUGCGUCUGCGUCAUCAUCAACCCGUUAUUCGAUAUGAACAAAACCGAUACGAAAUACGUUUUACCAUUGGUAGAUUGCUACCCGUUCGCGGUUAACGAUACUCCCGUUUACCAAAUAAUGUACGUCUAUCAAAUAUUCGUCUGCUUUUAUCUAAUGAUGCACAAUUAUCCUUUCGACGUUUUCAUCGUCGAUUUGCUCGGUUUUUGCAUAGCGGAAUGCGACGUUUUGUGCGAACAAAUAGACAACUUGAAAUUAGAAAUAUCCCCGUCAUCCUACGACAGGAAAUUGUCGACGUGCAUCAAACAUCACAAAGAAAUCAGUAGGUUUUUCCAAGAUGUCGAACGAAUAUUUUCUUUUCCUAUUUUGCAACAAUACUUCUGCAAUUUGAUAUCAAGUUGUACCACCAUGUUCAGGUUGUCAAUUGCUGAGCCAAUGAGCGUGGAUUUUUUUAAAACUCUGAGCUACCAAAGCUGUUUGCUCCUACAAAUGUUCUUGUAUUGUUGGACUGCAUCAUCGCUAACUGAAAAGAGCCAAAAGAUACCCGUAUUAGCUUACGAUAGUUACAGACUCGAUGUGAAAAAAUCAACGCAAUCUAAUUUGAAAUUAUUCAUAGCAAAAUCUCAACACCCUUUACUAUUGAAGACGUUACUUUUUUCUUUAUCUAUGGAACAAUAUUUACAACUUAUAAGAAAUUCGUUUUCCUAUUAUACAGUUCUAACAUCACUAAAUGAAGAUUCAUAACUUUAAGUAGUAUCAAUUAAUAAUACAUUCACUACAAUAAAUUUCAAGC
Diorhabda carinulata is the source of this 1182-nucleotide messenger RNA. RefSeq names its product odorant receptor 46a-like. NCBI's taxonomy places the organism in Eukaryota, Metazoa, Arthropoda, Insecta, Coleoptera, Chrysomelidae. The transcript is spliced from 6 exons. Gene Ontology annotation, cellular component: plasma membrane. Gene Ontology annotation, molecular function: odorant binding; olfactory receptor activity. Gene Ontology annotation, biological process: detection of chemical stimulus involved in sensory perception of smell; sensory perception of smell. Bases 15 to 1133 code for a protein of 372 amino acids. The record is from RefSeq and is a predicted model, not a curated record.